AUGCCCGAUCACGAUAUCGAGAUGAUAACGAACGAGCAGCUGCACGCGGCACUGCGCAAGGCGCAGAAGCACUUCAUCAUACUCGAUUGCCGCAGCUCGAACGAGUACACCGAGAGCCACAUCCGGACGGCGGUUAACUUCUCGAUACCGUCCAUCAUGCUGCGCCGGUUCGCGGCCGGCAAGAUCGACAUCAAGUCCACGAUCAAGUGCCACGAGCUGCGCGAGCGCAUCCUGUCCUGCUACAAGGAGAGCACGUUCGUGCUGUACAACAACAGCAACGAGCCGGUCGGUUGCGGGGGGGAAGGUGGUGGACCACGCGAGGAGCUGCUGCUGCUGGGCGGUGGCACGACCGGAUGUUCCGGGAUUAUAGCGCCGGCGGCCGGUAACGACACGACGAUUAACGUGCUGCAUCGUAAGCUGAAACAAGAUGGCUGCCGGGUCGUCUGCCUCGAAGGUGGUUACGCAAACUUUCGUCAGUCAUUUCCGGAGUGGUGCGAGGAUGAGGUCAUCAACGCCAACCUGCAAACAGGCUGCGCGGCAACGGAACAACUGAUGGGAUUAAGAUCACUGCGCAUUUCGAUCCCGUUCUCGGAUUCGGCGUGCAGCAGCAGUACCGAGUCGUCAGAUUGCGAGAGCUCCACCAACUAUCAUUCGGAGUCGGUAGUAAGCGUCGAACCGGUCGAGAUACUGCCCGGACUUUUCCUCGGUAACGCAUCGCACAGCGAGGAUCUGAAGUCGCUGAAAAAGUACAACAUCAAAUACAUUCUGAACGUGACACCUGAUCUGCCGAAUGUGUUCGAACGGGACGGUCACAUACGGUACCUGCAGAUACCGAUCACCGACCACUGGUCGCAGGCAGGCGACCUAGCGAACCACUUCCCGGACGCCAUCAAGUUCAUCGAUGAAGCUCGCUCGAAUGGAUGCGGUGUGCUGGUGCACUGUCUGGCCGGUGUGUCACGCUCGGUGACCGUCACGCUUGCCUACCUUAUGUUCGCCAGGACACUCUCACUGAACGACGCCUUUCUGCUGGUGCGCUCGCGCAAGCCGGAUGUCUCACCCAACUUCCACUUCAUGCAGCAGCUGCACAGCUUCGAGCAGCAGCUCAACAUCGAUCCAACGCAGUCGGCUUCCGCCAAGCAGGCGCUCUACUCCGCGUCCUGCUCCUCGGCCGCAUCCUCCUGCUCCUCGUCCUCGGCGGGUGUUGGGGGUGCGUCCUCUUCCGACAACGUUGGUGGAGGUGGUGGUGGAGGAGGAGGAGGAGGAGGAGGAGGCAACUCCGUGUCCACCACGCCAUUCAGCGCCUGCUCUGUGGGCUCGUCCGGAUCCGGGUCGGGUUCGCUGGCCGGUAUGGAACCGGUGGUGCGUCCACACGGCCAUCAUCCGCUGCCACCGAAGCACUCGCUGCAUCAAGUACACUCCCGGCACGCGGUCAAGUACAACUGCACGUGCGUGGAGGUGGAGUGCAAGUGCACCCAAGCCGCCAUCGACCUGCUGGGACCCUUCACCACCGGCAUUUCGCCCGAUUCCGGCAUCGAGUUCGACCGGUGGACACCGAGCAGUAACACGCCGAAAUGA
Anopheles nili is the source of this 1575-nucleotide messenger RNA. It is a transcript of the gene Mkp3, whose product is annotated as dual specificity protein phosphatase Mpk3. Gene Ontology annotation, biological process: negative regulation of MAPK cascade; protein dephosphorylation. The record is from RefSeq and is a predicted model, not a curated record. Gene Ontology annotation, cellular component: cytoplasm; cytosol. Gene Ontology annotation, molecular function: protein tyrosine/threonine phosphatase activity; MAP kinase tyrosine/serine/threonine phosphatase activity. The coding region runs from base 1 to 1575 and encodes 524 amino acids. NCBI's taxonomy places the organism in Eukaryota, Metazoa, Arthropoda, Insecta, Diptera, Culicidae. The transcript has 5 exons.